UUCCUCAAGGUGCCCCGUUCCCCGGACAAGCCAGGCAAAGGCUCCUUCUGGACGCUGCACCCUGAUUCGGGCAACAUGUUUGAGAACGGCUGCUACCUGCGCCGCCAGAAGCGUUUCAAGUGUGAGAAGCAACUGGCUGCCAAAGACAGUGGUGGGGCGGGCGGUGGGGGCAAGAAGGGGCCUGGGCAGCCCCCCAGUCAACCCCUGGCGGAAGGCAGCUCUUCGGGGGGGUCGGAGGGCUCGGCCGGCACCGAGUCCCCAGCCAGCGCCUCACCGUGCCAGGACCACAAGCGGGCCCUGGCCGACUUGAAGGGCACACCGGGGCUGAGCCCCGGGGAGCCAGCGGCCUCACCGGCACAGCACCUCCUGGCUCCCCCGCACGCCUCGCCCAUGCCUGGUAGCCUGGCCAUGGGGCCCGUAACGAACAAAAACGGCUUAGAGUCCUCCCCUUUAGCUGGAGAGACUUCUUACUACCAAGGUGUGUAUUCCCGGCCCAUCAUGAACUCAUCCUAA
Eurypyga helias (sunbittern) is the source of this 513-nucleotide messenger RNA. It is a transcript of the gene FOXA2, whose product is annotated as forkhead box A2. The annotation marks the transcript as partial. The record is from RefSeq and is a predicted model, not a curated record. Gene Ontology annotation, molecular function: RNA polymerase II cis-regulatory region sequence-specific DNA binding; DNA-binding transcription factor activity, RNA polymerase II-specific. The transcript is spliced from 2 exons. Gene Ontology annotation, biological process: regulation of transcription by RNA polymerase II; cell differentiation; anatomical structure morphogenesis. Lineage: Eukaryota; Metazoa; Chordata; Aves; Eurypygiformes; Eurypygidae.